This is a messenger RNA of Venustampulla echinocandica, 2370 nucleotides long. RefSeq lists its product as uncharacterized. The record is from RefSeq and is a predicted model, not a curated record. Gene Ontology annotation, biological process: protein processing. NCBI's taxonomy places the organism in Eukaryota, Fungi, Ascomycota, Leotiomycetes, Helotiales, Pleuroascaceae. Gene Ontology annotation, molecular function: metalloendopeptidase activity. Bases 1 to 2370 code for a protein of 789 amino acids. The transcript has 6 exons. Gene Ontology annotation, cellular component: plasma membrane.
AUGGGGGCUCAGACGUCCAAAUCGGCGAACGAGGGCGAUGCAGAGCGUACACCGCUAUUGACGGACCCGCAGAUAGAUGGGAUCGAUCAACCAGCGGGUCUGAUCAAAAGACCUGGGAGAUGGCUGGCUAGAAACGCUGUGGUUGUGUCCAUGAGCUUGUUGAUUUUGGGUGUAAUUGGCGUCCUAUGCCUCUUCUUUAGAGCUUACAAGUCUGGCAAAGCAGCCGUUUGCUUAACUCCUGCAUGUGUGCACGCUUCCUCCGAAAUCCUAUAUAACCUCUCCCCGGACUAUAAAUCGAUUGACCCGUGUAAUAACUUUGAGGAACUCGUCUGUGGAGGAUGGGAUGAGCGUCACGACCUCCGCCCAGACCAGGGCGAUGCAUUCACCGGUACUAUCAUGAGCGAGAACUCGCAAAUGCUGCUGAGGCAUAUACUGGAAGCCCCAUAUCCAGGUGACUCGAAGCACUCGAGUUUCUCUCCGGCCCGCCUCGUCGAAACCCUUUCCUCCGUUGAUCAGCAGAACUUCAAUACGCUACGAGAUGCAUACAAUGCCUGCAUGGAUGAAGAGACUAUUAAAAAGGCUGGCGUAAGCCCGCUCAUCGAAAUUCUCCACAAGGUAGCCGAGCUAUAUCCCGCUCAAGGAUCAAUAAAUCGAGGCACCUCCCCCGUAUCUCGGCAGGACGACAAAAGCUUGUCCGACACUGUCCUUUUCCUAGCUAGACUUGGUGUUUCAUCUUUAGUCUCAUUUGGCGCUGGGGCGGAUGACAAGGACCCGGAUACUGUCGUAGUUGUUGCAUCCCCUCCAUGGCGCAUCGGCCUUCCUGCGAAAGAUUAUUACUCAGAUGACGACGUCGUAAAAAGAUAUGAAGACACUCUUGUAAAUAUCAUUGAUCAACUCCACCCUGAUCUCCAGGAUGAUAAACAGGACAAAAUUGCUGCAAGUUCCCAGGCCAAGAAGUUCGCGCAUGCAGUCGUCGAAUUCGAGAAGAAGCUUGCGGCAGCAUCCCCCGAUGCUGAGGAUAGGGACGAUGUUACCCAAUAUUACAAUCCUAUGUCUCUUAAGGACGCCGAGCUACUUACACCGCAGGUUCAACUUGGACAUAUUAUAAACAGUCUAGCGCCUUCAGACGUCACCACUCAACGCCUCAUAGUUUCGUCUCCCGAUUAUAUGAAAAAUCUCACAUCUACUCUAAAAGAUACGUCGAAGGACGUGUUGCAGACGUACUUUAUAUGGAAAACCAUCCAAGCUUUUGCUUCGGACAUAGAAGCGGAUGAACUCAAGGCCUAUAGUAGAUUCACAAACGAGUUGCAAGGCAAGGAUCCUGAUUCGACCCCCGAGCGCUGGCGAUCCUGUGUCAGUCACGUUGAUGGCGGACUGGGCUGGAUUUUGAGCCGUUUUUUUGUCGAGAAAGCCUUUUCGGAGAAAGCUAAGGAGUUUGGUGAUCAGAUCGUGUCCGAUAUCAAGGAUAGGUUUAUAGAGAAGCUGAGGGUUACUACUUGGAUGGACCAAAGCGUCAUUGAGCUGGCUAUUGAGAAGGUCCACAAAAUCGUCCAAAAGAUUGGAUAUCCAACCAAGAGCCCAAAUAUACUAGACCCAUCGAAUCUGCAAGAUUAUUAUCGUUCGGUCAAUAUUAGCCCCUCUACUUUCUUUCAGAAUGCGCUCUCAAUGGACCAAUUUGAAGUUGCACGGGAAUGGUCCGCUCUUGGCAAGCCAGUCGAUCGCGACGAAUGGGGAAUGACGGUCCCCACAGUGAACGCCUAUUACAACCCGCCAGGAAAUGAGAUUGUCUUCCCAGCUGGUAUCAUGCAAUUCCCGGUUUUCGAUGUAGAAGUACCACAAUAUCUAAGCUACGGUGCAUUUGGCUCGGUCUCCGGACAUGAGCUUUCUCAUGCCUUCGAUUCUACAGGUCGCCAUUAUGACCAAAAUGGGAAUUACACGGAUUGGUGGACAAACAGCACAGUGGCAGGCUUCGAAGAACGAGCUGAUUGUUUCAUCGAUCAAUAUAGCAAGUUCACCGUUCCAGGACCAGACGGCAAACCGUUACACGUCAAUGGACGCCUAACCCUCGGCGAGAACAUUGCUGAUGCCGGCGGCAUCACAGCAGCCUUUGCAGCUUGGAAGAAACGUCAGGCUGAAACGCCCAAUGAGGAUCUCCCAGGGCUAGAUCACUUUUCUCAAGAACAACUUUUCUUCGUCAGCUAUGGGAAUUGGUGGUGUGGGAAGAGCAGGAAGGAGACGGCGAUAAAUCGCAUCUAUACUGAUCCACAUGCGCCCAAGUGGGCUAGAAUUCUUGGGACGAUGGCCAACUCGAGGGAUUUUAAGGAGAGCUUUGGAUGUGCUGUGAAAGAACCUGUUUGUGAGAUCUGGUAG